AUGGUGACGCUUAGCUGUGCUGUCGUCGGUGCCGCGGGUAGCGCAUUUCCUGUGGACAUUGACGAGAUAAAGUUGGUGGGCCACUUGAAGGACAUGAUCAAGGUAAAGAAGCCGAAUGACUUCAAGAAUAUCGACCCAGACAAGUUGCAGCUCUUCCUGGCGAAGACGGCGGACGGCGUGUGGCUUUCAUCCAAGGAUCCUGCUGUGGUUGCUUUGCAGAGUGGAGAUGUUCCCGACCAAUUGAAGACACUGCUGAUCAUGGAAAUGUACCCAGCAGACGAGAUUGGCGAAGUGUUUGAACGUGCUCCGACGAAGAAGACGAUUCACGUGCUGGUGGUGGUUCCAAAGGAUGAAAACGACCGCUCCGCAGCCAUGGCUCUCGGCAAGAAUCAAGAAGAAUACGAGAAGACGAGCACUCGAGACACCAACAAGAAGCGAAGGAACAGAGAUAUCGAUAGCUCGUUGCCGUAUUCAAGCCUGUCGUGGACUGAUCUUGAACCGAUUCUGUCAAUCGAGGACUUUAAUCUCGAAGCGAGUGCUGUUCCCCAAAAAGUUGUGGAAGAGCUACGUGAUCGGCUUAUGCAAGUAUGUAAACUGUAUGGGGAUGUUUACUCGGGAAAGGAAGGCAAGCAGGAUGUGGAAGGAAAGAACGUGCAUGUGCACGGUCGCUUCGAGUUUGUGUUGAAGCGUGGCAAGAAGCAUGUAUCCAUCGUCGAAGCAAAACGCGAUGAUUUCCGCAAGAAAUCUUGUGUCGUGGGGUUACACGCUAAACAUGAUCCAGUUGUCGAUCCAUUGCCUUCAAGACCAAGUUGCUCGACUGCAAAACUACAUGGAGCCCACGAGUUUCCUAGUGGCGAUGGAUUGAUGAUGCAACAAAAAAACCAUAAUGUAACCAUGCCAGACAAAAAAAUGCAAUAUUUCCCACUAUUCUGA
Plasmopara halstedii is the source of this 933-nucleotide messenger RNA. RefSeq names its product CRN-like protein. Bases 1 to 933 code for a protein of 310 amino acids. Lineage: Eukaryota; Oomycota; Peronosporomycetes; Peronosporales; Peronosporaceae. The record is from RefSeq and is a predicted model, not a curated record. The transcript is spliced from 6 exons.